UCACGAGCAGGAAUAACAUCUUUAUUUUUGCGUGUUUUAUUUCAAAGCCUGCUGCGUUGGAGCCCAAAAAUAUGAAGAUUUUUGCCCUCGUUUGCCUGAUUUUUGGAUUGUACGGCGUUUUCGGAAAAGAAAAGGACAAAGGGAAGUUCAACGUCCCUGUCCUGGACGUGACGAGUCGUCAGCUGGUCCUGGAGGUCAACCAGACACUGCUGCUCAACUGCAGUGGUCGCUGGGAGCUGUCCUGGGCGUUCCCCGCGGGCGUGGACAGGUCGAAGUUGGACGUGUCUGAAUCACGCUGUGGGAGGACGAGCCACCGUUACUGCAGCCAGCUGCUUGUGAGCCACAGCCAGGCCCAACACACCGGCCCGUACCGCUGCCGGUACAAACACAGGCCCACGAAACAGAGCUCCGUCUAUGUGUUUGUCACAGACAGCCGGCAGCCAUUUGUAGAACAUGAGGGUAUGAGUCCAGAUGUGUUGUACAUGAAGGUGAACGAGCCACUGGUCAUCCCCUGCAGGGUCACCCACCCCAACAUCACCACCACACUGGUCAAGCAAUACCACCAAGUUCUGUCUCCAGACCGGAAGAACAUCAUUUGGGACAGCAAGAAAGGUUUCAUCAUCAAAACUCCCAACCUCUCCUACGUCGGCCUCGUUUACUGCCAGACCGUCAUAGAGGGCGUCAAACGUUCUCGUUCGUACAUCGUGUACAGACCAGUGAGCAACAUCACUGAGGUCUACCUGAACACCAGUGGGCCUGUGCAGAAGCUGAAGGGGGAGAGGCUGGUCCUGAACUGCACGGCCACGGCGGAGCUGAACACCAGAGUCAAAAUCACCUGGGACUACCCUGGAAAGAGUAUCAGCGCUGGCUCCAGCUCGAGACGGCUGGUGAGACACCCGAUGCACAUGCUGUUCUACAGCAUCCUGACCAUCCCAAAGCUGCAGCAUUCACACCAAGGCCUCUACACCUGCCGCGUCACCAGCGGUGAGAAACGUAAACAGCAGCAAGUCUCAGUGAUGGUUUACGAUCGUCCGUUUAUCCGACUGAAGCCCAGAAAUGGAUCGGUGCUGUUGGUCCAAGCGGGACAGAAAUCCUACAAAAUCUCUCCCAAACUGCGAGCAUUCCCUGCCCCUGAAGUUAUCUGGUGGAAGGACAACAUGGUUGCAACAAACCAGUGCUCCAGAUAUCACAUGGAUGGAACUUCUCUCGUGAUUCGAGAUGUUGCAGAGGAGGAUGCUGGAGAGUACACUGUCCAUGUGCACAUCCAGCAACAUGGACUCUACCAGAACCUCACAUUCACACUUGUAGUUAAUGUGAGCCCUCAGAUUGGGGAGAAAGCAGUGUCGUCGCAGAACCCCGUCUCCGUGCCUCGAGGGAGCAGAAAAAAGCUUCACUGCACAUCCCACGGCGUCCCUCCACCUCACAUUCAGUGGCUCUGGCACCGCUGCCCGCCUAAAGGCCUGUGUGUAUGUCCGACAUCCUCCUCCCUGUGGAGCCCCGUGAACGAGAGUCUCUCGGCUUCAUCUGCAUACAACCCCAUCCUGAGUGUUACACACGCACAGGAAGUGCUUCAGGGGAAGAAGAAGACUGUGGGGGUUCUGACUGUUGCAGAGGCUUUAGUGUCUGGAGUUUAUCGUUGCAUCGCCUCCAACUCUUUAGACACAGAUCAACUAGACAUCCCCUUCUACGUCACAGAUGUUCCUGGAGGCUUUAGUGUAAACCAGCUGGAGGAGGCCAGAGAGGGCGGAGACCUCCAUAUCACCUGUUCGGCAAAUAAAUACUUGUAUACAGAGCUGUCGUGGCGAGGAGUAAACAUCACAGAGGAAUCCCUUAUCACUGGCUUAAAUAUUUAUCAGCCCCCCGUGGGGGAGUUUUCCACCUCUCUGAUCUUGUUGCUAAGCAACCUGACUUCCAGAGACUCUGUAGUGUACAGAUGCUCAGCGCGCCACGUCAUCACCGGGCAGGAAGCACACCUGGACACGCAGGUGGUGGUCACAAUUCUUGAGCCUCCUGUGCUGCUUAGUAACCUGACAGACUGCACUGUCAACGCCAGCAGCUCGGUGACCCUGAGCUGUCCCUCUCAAGGGGUCCCGCCUCCAACCAUCAAGUGGUAUAAAGAUGAGCGCCCCCUACGCCAGGGAUCAGGUAUCGUCAUAUCAGCAGGAGAUGGGAGCCUCCAUAUUGACAGAAUCACAGUGGAGGACCGGGGUCUGUAUACUUGUCUGGCCAUCAAUGAGAGGGGGUCUGCAGAGAGCUCUGCCUACAUAUGGGUCAACAGUGUGUCUGAAGCUUCGUUUUUGGAAAUUCCCACUAUAACCUGUACCUGUGUGGUGGCCACUCUCUUCUGGCUCUUACUCACUCUGUUCAUUCGUAAACUGAAGCAGUCCAACGUUUCAAACUCCAAACCAGAAUACCUGUCAAUCAUACUGGACGCAGGAGACGGGCCGAUAGAGGAGCAGUGUGAGCGGCUGCAGUAUGACCCCAACCAGUGGGAGUUCCCCAGGGAGCGCCUGAAAUUAGGGAAGCUUCUCGGUCGUGGAGCUUUCGGUAAAGUGAUGCAGGCGGCUGCGUUUGGGAUCAGCAACUGCUCCAGCUGCAGGACUGUAGCUGUGAAGAUGCUCAAAGAGGGAGCCACAGCCAGCGAACACAAGGCUCUGAUGACCGAACUGAAAAUCCUCAACCACAUUGGGAACCAUCUGAAUGUGGUCAACCUCCUGGGAGCCUGCACCAAGCCAGGAGGACCACUGAUGAUCAUUGUUGAGUACUGUUGCUUUGGAAACCUUUCAACUUUCUUAAAGAAUAAAAGAGAUGUUUAUUCACAUAAACGGGCAGAAGGAGGAACAAACGAAGGGCCGAGUUGUGUCAGCAGCAUCAAAACAGGGCUUAAUGAAAAAGACCUUGACCUUGAUCCUAAAUGUUCUACCAAAUCCCCACUGUUCCUGGAGGAUCUGAUUUCCUUCAGCUUUCAAGUGGCACGUGGGAUGGAGUUCCUGGCAUCUCGCAAGUGUAUUCACAGAGAUCUGGCUGCAAGGAACAUUUUACUGACUGACAACAAGGUGGUGAAGAUCUGCGACUUCGGCCUGGCCAGAGACAUCUACAAAGACCCAGACUACGUCCGCAAAGGAGACGCCCGUCUCCCUCUGAAGUGGAUGUCUCCCGAGUCCAUCUUUGACAAGGUGUUCACCACCCAGAGUGACGUUUGGUCCUACGGCAUCCUGCUGUGGGAGAUCUUUUCUUUGGGAGCCUCUCCAUACCCCGGCCUUCACAUCGACGAGGAGUUUUGCCACCGAUUGAAAAACGGAACCAGGAUGCGAGCGCCAGAGUACAGCACGCCUGAAAUUUACAGCACGAUGCUGGCAUGCUGGGAGGCGAGUCCUUCGGACCGACCCACUUUCACCAACCUGGUGGAGACACUGGGAGACCUGCUACAGGCGAGGGUGCAGCAGGAGGGGAAGGAUUAUAUUCCUCUGGGCUCGUUCAGGAACGCAGACGGGAGUCAAAGCGAGGCCUUCAAAGAAAACCCGCUCGCAGUCACAAACCUGAGCUACAUGAGGGGUAUGGCCACGCUUCAGACGUUUGACGAGCUGACCUGCGAGGAGGGAGGCAGCCCCGAUGACGAGCAGAGCGACAGUGGGAUGGUUCUUCCCUCCGAGGAGCUGGACCAAAUGAUGAGAAAUAACACCCAGAACAAAAAACUCAGCAGAUUUUUUAUUUUUUCCAAGUGUCGAGACAACCCGGCGCCCUUUUUGCGCAGUGACAUCACCGAUCUCCAUGACGACAAGCCCUCGAUGCUGCCGUGCGACUGGGAGUGCGACGAAGGCGGAUCUCCUCCUCCCGACUACAACUCUGCCUUCUUCUACCCGUCCCUUUAG
This is a messenger RNA of Nematolebias whitei (Rio pearlfish), 3872 nucleotides long. It is a transcript of the gene flt1, whose product is annotated as fms related receptor tyrosine kinase 1. Bases 72 to 3872 code for a protein of 1266 amino acids. Lineage: Eukaryota; Metazoa; Chordata; Actinopteri; Cyprinodontiformes; Rivulidae. The transcript is spliced from 31 exons. Gene Ontology annotation, cellular component: signaling receptor complex; plasma membrane. The record is from RefSeq and is a predicted model, not a curated record. Gene Ontology annotation, molecular function: ATP binding; vascular endothelial growth factor receptor activity. Gene Ontology annotation, biological process: protein phosphorylation; positive regulation of kinase activity; multicellular organism development.